Molecule: messenger RNA, 863 nt
Organism: Olea europaea var. sylvestris
Lineage: Eukaryota; Viridiplantae; Streptophyta; Magnoliopsida; Lamiales; Oleaceae
Exons: 2
Coding region: 256-729 (157 amino acids)
Source: RefSeq, a predicted model, not a curated record
AAAAACAACUGGUCACUGUAAAUAAUUGCAAAAACUUCACAGUGGAGGAGCCACUCUGGAUUCUUUGACGCUUCGAGACUCUAAUUGCGCUAACUGUCGCUAAUUUUACGGCAAAUGGCGUCAUGAUAUUAAUCAGUCAUACAACCGCCGCUCCCUUCUUCCCCACUUCCACCACCUCCGCCGCCGCCGCCGCUCCUCGGUAUCCUCCAUCCUUCUGCAGCCUCUAAUUGCCGCGGUCUAGAGCUGUAUACAGUGAUGGAGACUUCAAAUGGGCAUUUGAUUAAUCAUCAGAAUUCCUGCUCAUUUGCUUCUUCCCGGAGAGACGUCACUUACAGCUGUGGUUCUUGUGGAUUUGAUUUAAACCUGAGUUCAUCGAGUCGGAAUACCUCGGCUAUUGGUUCCAAAUAUGGUAAAUCUAUAAAGAAAGGUAUCAUUUCUUUUUUCUCCAUUGAUGAGAGCAGAUUCACUCUGAUCAAAGACUUCUACUGUGCACCCUACUUUUCUAAGCACUCUUGGGGAUUGUUCCGUCAGAGAACAAAACUUUUGUGUCGAAAGUGUGGUAACCUAAUUGGAAAUGUUGUUGAUGAAAAUGUUGCUAAUUACCGGCUCAUAAGAAAUGGUUCACAUUCGUCCGCAGCCAGUGAAAACUCCAACCAGAGAAACUACAAUAUCAGAAUUCGCUCCUUGCAACCUUCUUCCGCAGAAUUUGGCACUCCGCUUAGCUGUUGAUAUUUGUAUGAAGCAUUCUUUCCAUAUAUUUGCCCAUUUUGUACAAUAUUCCUUCUCCAUCUCAAUCAAAUAUUACCUGUUUAUAGAGAAGAACGCUUUGAAUGAAUCCAUGUGUAUUUAUUGAGUUUUGUGUA